Plasmodium cynomolgi strain B is the source of this 2082-nucleotide messenger RNA. RefSeq lists its product as hypothetical. Bases 1 to 2082 code for a protein of 693 amino acids. The transcript is spliced from 6 exons. NCBI's taxonomy places the organism in Eukaryota, Apicomplexa, Aconoidasida, Haemosporida, Plasmodiidae. The record is from RefSeq and is a predicted model, not a curated record.
AUGAACUCUCUAAAGAAAAAGAAGCAAGACAUCCUCUGGGGCAAAAAAUGGAGAAACCUCAUACAGCAAAAGGCAAUUAAGGAAGAAAUGAACAAGCAGCUGAAGGCCUCUCUGGAGAAGCAAAAGCAGGAGGAAGAGGAGAAAGAGUGCACCUUCAAGCCGCAGACCCUGUGGAAUCAGAGCUUUAAAAAAACAAUUUCCUUCGUGGACGAAUUUUUCGUCAAGUUGAAGCCGUACAUAGAGCAGCAGCAAGCGUACCUGAACCAGCUGAAGGAGCUCGAGCGGGACGACGAGCUAUUCGCACAAAAAAUUAAGGCAAGCGAAGAACACACACGCAUAAAUACGAACGAAGAACUGCGAACCAUGUUGGCGAAGGCAGUGGACAAAGAAAUAAUGGAAUCAAUCAUCGAAGGAUACAAAGCAGUUCGCACGAGAGGAAUCAACAAAGUGAAGAGAGAGAGAUUAGACAUUCUUUCCAAAAUGAUCAAACUAGAGAGAGCAUACAACUGUUUCAUGGCGAAAGAAAAUGUCGAUAAAAAGGACUUAGGAGAGUGUGGAUUUGAUUGCGACUUAGCAGCAAAGUUAAGAAAUGACAUUCUGAAAAAUUCUCUGUGUCCCAAUUCGUUGAGAGAUUUUGCUCGAAUCAGAUUGGAGAUUAAUCAAGUGCUGGAGGAGGAGCUUCACAAAAGGGAAAACGAAAAGGAGAGUUUGUUCUACUCUACUAAGGGAGAUAAUAAUGAGUUGUCACGGAGUGAAGCGGAUUACACGAGUCGGUACGCUGCCUUUGUGAACAGCUCGAAGGAGACUUCCCAGGAGAGUAUCCCCUGCGCGGGUGACAACAGAGUGGCGGGAGAUGGAGUUAUCUCCAUGGGGGAGCCGUACCAGCGGAAAGCGCUCGCGGGGGGCACAGCGACUAGGUUGCACGACGGGAGUGUGGAGGCAUGUGUGGGGGGUGCCUCCAUCGGUGUUGACUUGGGUGGCUCCUUCGCGGGGCAUCCCCCCCAGGCGUGGAGAUCAGCACCACGUGUCCCCCCCCCAGAAGGCUGCCAAGUGGUGACGCCCACCAGGAAUGCAGCGAAUGGCGGUUCUGCUUUUUAUGAGGAUGGACAAAUGAACGAGUCACGGAUAGGAGGCCGCGAACAGCGGAUAGGAAGUCACGAGCCGCGGAUAGGAAGUCACGAGCCGCUGAUAGGAACCCACGAACCUCAGGGAGCGAUGUGUGAAUACACCCCCCAAAUGGAAAACAUGAGCUACUACCCAAUAAGCACUGUAGACGCUCAGAAAAGGAGCAACAAAAAUGUUUACCUCAAUAGUAACUACACAGCAAUUUUAAAAAACGAAGAUGCACACAAGUAUGUCUCUUCGCUGCAAAAAGAUUCAAGUUCAGUUAAUGUGAUAAUAAUGAAUAAUAGUGGAGCGAAGAGCGUCAUUAGUGGGGGUGGUACGAAGCAGAGUAGCAGAGGAGGCAGCUUUGCCAACUCGCCCCUGAGGAGCGGUGCCUACUACUAUGGGAGAGAUGAGGAAAAGCCAACCUAUAUGGAUCUAAACCAUAUGAACAGGUCAGGCAAUUUUGACCAAGCGCAGCAGAGAAGAGGUAGUGUGUCCCAGGGGGAGAGGCCCCGAAAUGUAUCCCAGGGGGAGAGGCCCCGAAAUGUAUCCCAGGGGGAGAAGCCCCGAAAUGUGUCCCAAGUGGGAACCCAUAAAGGGGAGUUCCCCAGUCGAAGUAGCAUGGGGGGAAGCGGCGGCAUGGAUGGCAGAAGUGGCAUGGGGGGAAGGGUUGAGAGGAAGAACACCAGAUACGUGGACAAGAACACGUACGCCAUGAGGAAUGAAAAUAACUUUUACGACGUCGAUGGGAUGAAAAAUAAACAGGAAGAAGGCAUGCACCAAAUGAACCCUUUUUACCGAAACAAUUUGGUUCACGCUGCUCAGCAGGAGGAGGAUAUCCUUCCGGUUGGAGUUGGGGAGGGGAGAACCACCCUCGGAAAUUCUCCGCAUUAUACAGGUGACUCUCGCAGUCAGGGGGGACAUCCCGACAGGCCUCUUCUUCGAAAGAUAAUGGACAGAUUUGCCAUUUUGUAG